CCUCCCCGGUCCUCAGCUGGGUCCAGAACGCGGCCUGCUCAACCCUUAAUCCGCCUCUCCGACGUUCCUCGCCGGCUCAGCCGUUGGUUCGGUAACGCGCCGCCGCGCCGCCUGCUCCUCUGCCGUUCCGCCCGCUCCGCGCCCCCAUCUCCGAACGACCCCGCAGUCCUCCACUUUCUCUCCUGCUGCCCUGCCCUUCGCCCCGGGAUCCGGUCUCCUACCGGCCGCGCCGCCGAGGAACGCUGCUGGUCGAUCCCGGCCGCUCGCUGCUCGCCAGUGACUUCCUCGACGCUCGCCGACUCGCAGCCGAGCUGCUGCUCCCAGGCCUCGCCUGUACAAGGGAUAGUUAGAAGUGCAUAAAUUUUGGCCGGAGGUUUUGCCCCGAUGACCACACUACCCCACUGGAACCGCCUGAUCCAGCUCGCCGCCGCGUCCGGGGCCUACACCCAGUGCAUGGGGCACUACGCGGCCCUCCUCGCCGCGGGCCUCCGCGGCGGCGACGCCUCCACCUUCCCUUCCCUCGCCAAGUCCUGCGCGGCGCUCCGCUUGCCCCGCCUCGGACGCUCCCUCCACGCGCACGCCCUACUCGCCGGCGCCGCCUCCGAUGUCUUCGUCCGCACCUCGCUCCUCGACAUGUACGCCAAGUGCGCUUGCCUCCCCGACGCGCGGCGCCUGUUCGACGAGAUGCCGAGCCGGACCCUGGUGUCCUGGAACUGCAUGGUCACCGCGUAUAGCAAGAGCUCUCAUGUCGAGGAGGCCGUCGCGAUGUUCAAUGCGAUGCGGGGCCUUGGAGUGAGGCCCAGUGCGGGCACGCUUGUCGGUCUGAUGUCUUGGUCUGUGAACUCCAUGGCCACGAGAAGUCUCGGCUUGUGCUUGUACGGUUAUAGCCUGAAAUCUGGACUUGAUGCCGAUUUGCCGGUGUUAAACUCCGUGCUCACCAUGCUUGUCCGCGGUGGGCAGCUGCACGCUGCGCGGUUGAUUUUUGACUCUAUGAGUGAGAAGUCUGUAGUUUCUUGGAGUGCAAUGGCGUCGGGGUUUUUGCAGGUUGGCAACUAUAUGGAAGUGUUUGGUCUGUUCAACCGCAUGCAGGCUGCUGGGCACAAGCUUGAUUCGGUGGCACUUGUUAACCUGAUCUCAGCCGCUGUUCUGUUAGGGAACCUGUUGGUGGCCAAGGGCAUGCAUGCUCUUCUGGUAAAGAGUGGUUUUGAAUCUGAGAAAGAUCUCGUGUCAUCGCUGGUUAACUUGUAUGCCAGGUGUGGAGACCUUGAGGCUGCUCAAGAGCUCUUUGAUGCAGUUCACAUGAAGGAUGUAGUGCUGUGGACUUCAAUGAUAACUGGAUAUGUUGAAGGUGGCUAUCCAGACAAGGCACUGACGAUGUUUGAUAGCAUGUUGCGCACAGAUGUAGAGCCGAAUGAGGCAACAGUUUCGUCAGCUCUUUCAGCUUGUGCCGAUCUGGGGUCUGCUAAUCAGGCGAAAAAGGUUGAGGAUCAUGUGGUAGCACUCGGGCUGCAGUCAGAUCUGCGAGUUGCUACCGCACUGAUCGACAGAUACUGCAAGUGCGGUAGUGUUGAGCUGGCUAGGAAAAUAUUUGAUGGUGUUAACAUCACCAGUAGGGACUUAGCUAUCUGGAGUGCCAUGAUCAAUGGAUAUGCCUGCAAUGGAGAAGGCAGUGAAGCUCUCUUCCUUUUCAGUGAGAUGCAAAAGGAAGGUGUUCAGCCAGAUGCCAUUGUCUUUACUCAUCUAUUAACAGCAUGCAAUUAUUCUGGUCUAGUAGACGAAGGCCUUCGGUGCUUUCGCAGUUUGACAGAGGAAUAUGGCAUCGAACCAUCUGUUGAGCACUAUAUGUGCAUAAUUGAUUUGCUAUGUAAAUCUGGUCAUAUUAGUAUCGCUAAGGAGUUCUUUAAGAAGAUGCCUAUUAAAUUACAGAAUCUUGUUUUGGCUCCUAUUGUUAGUGCAUCCAGUUCCCACUGUGCUGAUUCUUCGAUGGAUUUGGUAUCAGAGGAACUACUUAACCUAGACCCUCAAAAUUCUGGUCACUGCAUCCUGAUUUCUAAUAUGCUAAGUUGUUUGGGGGAGUGGAAGAAGGCCAGGACUUAUAGGAAGCUAUUAAGCAAGCAAGCAUUAGUCAAGGAACCUGGACUGAGCUGUAUUGAACUGAGUGGCUAA
Lolium perenne is the source of this 2166-nucleotide messenger RNA. RefSeq names its product pentatricopeptide repeat-containing protein At1g11290, chloroplastic. The record is from RefSeq and is a predicted model, not a curated record. Gene Ontology annotation, molecular function: RNA binding; protein binding. Lineage: Eukaryota; Viridiplantae; Streptophyta; Magnoliopsida; Poales; Poaceae. Gene Ontology annotation, biological process: RNA modification.